GUUCACACCACGACUCGACGCCCAGCAUACUGCGACCAUAACAUACAACGCCUCUUGAGGCAGCGGUAGAUGAGCGAAAGGGGUGUGGGAAACCCAUGGACUACCUACGAAGAUAACCUCCUCAUCCAGGCCGUGGCCAUUCAUGGCGAGAAUGACAACUGGAAGGCGGUCGCCCUCUCUGUACCGGGCAGGACGAACAAGGCGUGCCGGAAGCGCUGGCUUCACUCUUUAUCUCCGAAUGUGAAGAAGACCGCAUGGACUUCUGAAGAGGACCAGCUGCUCCUCUCGUUAUAUGCAGUCCAUGGAACAAAGUGGUCUGUCAUAGCUCGUAAUAUUCAAGGCAGGACGGACGACGCGUGCUCCAAGCGAUACAGAGAAGCCCUGGAUCCGUCUCUAAAGCGCGACGACUGGACAGCCGCGGAAGAUACCAAGCUCCUGGAAGCUUACGCUCGCCUUGGGGGGAAAUGGGGAAUCAUUGGGCAGGAGCUGGGCCGUAGCGGCCUGGGUUGUAGGAACAGAUGGCGGAUGCUGGAGAGAAAGAGGACCGCUGCCGCACGCGGGUCUGCCGCUGAAGGGGCGCCCUCGUCGUCUGCAUUGGAUUCGACGUCCCAGUGGGUACCUGAUCAGGGCUCUGUCCAGGACACUCCGCCAUGGGAUGGCCGGAGCCCUCAAUAUGUCACGCCGUCGAUGUUGUUCAACAGCUCGCCUAAUCACUCUCAGGAGACGCAUUCUGCUGCUUACCGGCCAGAACAGAUACUCUCAGGAGUUCAUCUGGCCAGCGCGAACAACAGCCCAUCGCACCUCCAACAGUUCCACUAUGGAUCAUCCUCGCUCGGCGGCGUCCCACCACAUCCCAGAUCUGCCGCACACUCGCCCAACCCCUACGCGUACCACCCGCAAACCACGGCCGUAUCACUCGGCCAUGACGCACCUCGGGGCUCCCGUGCCAACGUCUCAACACCUGGUCAAUCCGGCGAGUCCCCUUGUGGUGAUUAUGAACCGAUAACCAUCCCUGGCUCCACCAUAUGUGCGACUCCGGAAGCUACCCACCAAGAUGAUCACCAGAACACGCGGUCUAUCUCGAAUCGCCAGCAUGUGAGGCCUUCUCUUUCCCCUGACCUGCUCGGCGACGCUGGCCCUGCGGUCGCGAUAUCAGAUUCCCCUGCUUCUCCAUCUCCUGUUGCGUCCCCCUUACCACUUGACGCUCUUCCGGCGACGCCUUCCACCGAACACACCGGAUUGUCCAGCGCGGCUGUUCCUAGUCAUAGUACACAGGCCCCAAGAUGCAAUUAUUACCGAACAGAAGCUGAGAAGGCACAGCUGACCACAGCGCCGCGGAAAGCAUCUGCUUCUCAGCGCCCAACCCGUCUGUCUUCGCUUCUCCCUGCCACCGCAGACCCCAGCGUUUUGGCAUACGCAUGUGGCCACCGCGACUGCUGGCCGGAGGGUGGCGUGAGUAGCAAGAGCGCAUUUGCCACUUCCAAAGAACUAUCCGACCACAACAAGAUCGUUCAUAGCGGCGAUCUCGGUGGCAGCAAGCCUUUCCGAUGUGCGCUGGCGGGGUGUGAGAAGAGCUGGAAGAGUGUCAACGGCUUGCAGUAUCAUUUACAAAUAUCGAAGGUGCACUUCCAGCAGGCCCUGGCGACCAUACGCGACCCUCCCGUGCUUGGCAGCGCGGCCGCCGAAUUUGCGGCGUCUGCGGCGUCUGCACAAGGCACAGCUGAGGGCGAGCCAGUCAACGGUCCUCCCACUACCCCCGCCGACGUGAUUGGCCCUGUAGACAUUCCCGACGCGGCCGCAAGAGACCCACGUCCAGACGACGCGCGACCGACGAAGCCGAAGAGGAAGUUGCAUCCCUGCCCGCACCCAGGGUGCGGCAAGCAGUACAAGCAACUGAGCGGGCUGCGCUAUCACUUGUCUCACGGCCAUGCGGAGGAGCUUCCGAUGCAGCUCGACGUCGUGCCACCGACACUUGCGCGCAUGGUCGCGGAGAAGGGUCGGGCUUCUCAUGAGUAG
Messenger RNA from Trametes versicolor FP-101664 SS1, 2016 nucleotides. RefSeq lists its product as uncharacterized. The record is from RefSeq and is a predicted model, not a curated record. The transcript is spliced from 7 exons. Lineage: Eukaryota; Fungi; Basidiomycota; Agaricomycetes; Polyporales; Polyporaceae. The coding region runs from base 70 to 2016 and encodes 648 amino acids.